ACCCUGACUUGUACAGCCAGUAAUAUUGGGCGACCACCAGGCAUCAUGAAGUGGUACAAAGGCUCUCAAGAAAUCACCACUGGAUUUACUCAGCAGACAAGUAUCAAUAGUGAUGGUUGUACCUAUAAUGGAGUUAGUAUUCUUAGUAUUACCCCGACAUACCUGGAUAAUGGAGUUAGGUAUACAUGUUAUGUUGAGCCAAACCCUGCAGUGAUUGGAGACUCUUCAAAGCAAGGAAGGUAUACACUGGAUGUACAAUACCCAGUGCCACAGGUGCCAACGGUGACAUCAUCCACUGGUACAUUUACAGUUGAGCAGGGAACAACUUUUACUCUCAACUGUCAGGCAAGUGGCAAUCCAAGUCCAAGCUAUGUGUGGACCAGUCCAGAUAAUACCAACACCACUGGCUCUCAGCUUGUGCUGACACUGUCCACUACUGGACCUUAUGUGUAUACUUGCUUUGCCACCAACAGUUUGACGACAUCACCAUUGCCAACACGUGUCACAGUGACAGUACAAGAGAAAACUACCACAACAAAAACAACAACAACAUCCACGACAACAUCAACGACAACAUCAACGACACCAGUAGCAGUAGCAUCGUCAACAACAGAAUUACUUACAUGUACAGGAGGCGAGGGUCUACAUAGCACAGGCGUGUUGGCUGGCGCAGUUGUGGCAGCAGUUGUGAUAACAUUUGGGGUCGCGGUUGCUUUAUUUGUCCUUUAUCAUGUGAGUAGAAAAAAAUUACAGUUUUAUUUUUUCCACUUUAGUUUUCUGACAAGAAUAUAA
This is a messenger RNA of Lingula anatina, 792 nucleotides long. RefSeq lists its product as uncharacterized. Gene Ontology annotation, cellular component: cell-cell junction; plasma membrane. Gene Ontology annotation, biological process: cell-cell adhesion. Gene Ontology annotation, molecular function: cell adhesion molecule binding. NCBI's taxonomy places the organism in Eukaryota, Metazoa, Brachiopoda, Lingulata, Lingulida, Lingulidae. The record is from RefSeq and is a predicted model, not a curated record.